AGGCUCACUUGUUCCUGUCUUUAAUGUGCAAUCUGUUUUCUCCAGCGGAGGGCACUCAGUGUAUCACAAACUCAAGCAUUAGCACCAACAAGCUCUGAGCAACAUCAGUCUCUGGAAAGCCUUCUGAAUUAGACAAGGCCUGCCUCUCAGCACAGCUACAAAACACUUUAAACCUGACCAGCUAAAUGGAUAAACCUAGCCUGCAUAGCUUUUAAACUGGGGUAUCAUACAGCACAGGAGGCCUACUUGCUUGAAGAACUGAAAAUCCAGAGGAUGAUUUGCUUUAUCUGGGAAUGGCAAAAGCCAGCACAAUAAGGAAUGCCAGGUGGUGGUGGUUUCAACACGUGAGACCAAACAAGAAGAAAGCUGAGAGAGGGGGGAACCGUUUUGGAUGACAAAGGAUGGGUUUCCAUUUAAUUACGCAGCUGAGAGGCAUGCGUGUAGUGCUAGUGCUACUUCCUACACUGCUGCUUGUUAUGCUCACGGGGGCUCAGAAAGCUUGCCCAAAGAACUGCAGAUGUGAUGGCAAAAUUGUGUACUGUGAGUCUCAUGCUUUCACAGAUAUCCCUGAGAACAUUUCUGGAGGAUCACAAGGCUUAUCAUUAAGGUUCAACAGCAUUCAGAAACUCAAAUCCAAUCAGUUUGCCAGCCUUAACCAGCUUAUAUGGCUUUAUCUUGACCAUAAUUACAUUAGCUCAGUGGAUGAAGAUGCAUUUCAAGGGAUCCGUAGACUGAAAGAAUUAAUUCUAAGCUCCAACAAAAUUACCUAUCUGCACAAUAAAACAUUUCACCCGGUUCCCAAUCUCCGCAGUCUGGACCUCUCCUACAAUAAGCUUCAGACAUUGCAAUCUGAACAAUUUAAAGGCCUUCGGAAACUCAUCAUUUUGCACUUGAGAUCUAACUCGUUAAAGACAGUGCCCAUCAGAGUUUUUCAAGACUGUCGAAAUCUCGACUUUCUGGAUUUGGGUUAUAAUCGUCUUCGAAGCUUGUCCAGAAAUGCUUUUGCUGGCCUGUUGAAGUUAAAAGAGCUCCACUUGGAGCACAAUCAGUUUUCCAAGAUCAACUUUGCUCAUUUUCCACGUCUCUUCAACCUCCGCUCAAUUUACUUACAAUGGAACAGGAUUCGCUCCAUUAGCCAAGGCUUGACAUGGACGUGGAGUUCCUUACACAACUUGGAUUUAUCAGGGAAUGAUAUCCAAGGAAUUGAGCCAGGCACAUUUAAAUGUUUGCCCAAUUUGCAAAAAUUGAAUUUGGAUUCCAACAAGCUUACCAACAUCUCACAGGAAACUGUCAAUGCGUGGAUAUCAUUAAUAUCCAUCACUUUGUCUGGGAAUAUGUGGGAAUGCAGUCGGAGCAUUUGUCCUCUAUUUUAUUGGCUUAAGAAUUUUAAAGGAAAUAAGGAAAGCACCAUGAUAUGUGCAGGACCUAAGCAUAUCCAAGGUGAAAAGGUUAGUGAUGCAGUGGAAACAUAUAAUAUCUGUUCUGAAGUCCAGGUGGUCAACACAGAAAAAUCACAGCUUGUGCCCCAAACUCCCCAGAAGCCUUUAAUUAUCCCUAAACCGACAACCUCAAAAUCUGACCCCAGCCAGUCCACUCUUGAAACACCAAGCCCUUCCCCAGGGUUUCAGAUUCCUGGCACAGAGCAAGAGUAUGAGCAUGUUUCAUUUCACAAAAUUAUUGCAGGGAGCGUGGCUCUCUUUCUUUCAGUGGCCAUGAUCCUCUUGGUAAUCUAUGUGUCUUGGAAACGCUACCCAGCCAGCAUGAAACAACUUCAGCAACAUUCUAUUAUGAAGAGGCGGCGGAAAAAGACCAGAGAGUCUGAAAGACAAAUGAAUUCCCCUUUACAGGAGUAUUAUGUGGACUACAAGCCUACAAACUCUGAGACCAUGGAUAUAUCGGUAAAUGGAUCUGGGCCCUGCACAUAUACCAUCUCUGGCUCCAGGGAAUGUGAGAUCCUACACCACGUGAAGCCCUUGCCAUAUUAUAGCUACGACCAGCCAGUGAUCAGGUACUGCCAGGCUCACCAGCCACUCCAUGUCAACAAGGGCUACGAAGCAAUGUCUCUCGAGCAGGACGAAACUCCCAGCCUGGAGCUCGGGCCCGACCACAGCUUCAUCACCACCAUAGCCAGGUCUGCAGCCCCAGCCAUUUACCUUGAGAGAAUAACAAACUAACGUGAAAGGCAACUAACUCCUCAUUGGGGAACUCGACGCGGGGAAGGAGGGACUUCAUUUUAAAGGAGAAUGGGUGUCCAAAUCACGCAACCCAGCUCCCUCAUCGUUCCUAAGACAUUUAUGACAUAGACGAAAGGAAACAAACAAACGAAAAACUGCUUAAAGAGGGCAGUGGAUGCACCUGCAGCAUAACCAGGAGAACUACAGAAUUCUCUUUGCUUUAAAACAUACAAACAGAAAUGUUCCUGGAUGUAAAUAGUAAAAGUGUCAAGUUCUUAUAAAAAUAGAUUUCACCUUAGCUACCUAUAGGUUUGUUUGUAUAUUUUGCUUUUUCUACACUGCAUGGUUCCUGGGCUGGAGAACCACAGGGGGUGGGGGGUGAGGGGGAGCAUCAAACCAGGUGUGGGUGGGAAGUUGGGGAAACAAUACAGUUUUCCUUGUUAGGUGUGUGUAACAGAUUAUUAAAAUUGCUUUCAUUUCAUUUUUCUCUUAAAAAUGUCAUUUGUUCAUGUUUGGUUUGUUUUAUUUUAAUUUUUUUCCUGGUCAAGCAAUUCUGUUUCCAAUUCUCAACAUGGGUGUUCAAACUUAUGUUGUACCAAAAGAAGAUUUGGUGUACCACAGACCACAAAGAAAUAAGGUUGACCACAAAGUUUGACAAAGCCACUGGAAUCAAAAUCUAGGCAAAUGAUCCUUCAAGGCACAUUGUAUACAAAGUGAGUUUUGAUUUUUUUUUUUUUCCUACUGGCAGUCCUCACUGUGAGCUUUCACUAUGUGAGAAGUGAAUAAAAAGACAUGUGAAGAUCUCCAAAUGAGAAGACAAUCUGAAAUAUUCUCACCUGGACUAGGGGUAUAUGAAGAACAAAGGCCAUGUGGUCAAUGAAUGAAACUGCCAAGCUACAAAUUUCUAAACACAAGAUAAUGUGUAACCUUGGUUUUUAAAUUAUCAAUUAACUUUUGUGUAAUUUUUAUCAAUAAAAGAAAAAAAUGUUGGAAAAGUA
Messenger RNA from Aethalodelphis obliquidens (Pacific white-sided dolphin), 3172 nucleotides. RefSeq names its product leucine rich repeat transmembrane neuronal 4 (gene LRRTM4). The transcript has 4 exons. The record is from RefSeq and is a predicted model, not a curated record. The coding region runs from base 402 to 2174 and encodes 590 amino acids. Gene Ontology annotation, molecular function: protein binding. NCBI's taxonomy places the organism in Eukaryota, Metazoa, Chordata, Mammalia, Artiodactyla, Delphinidae. Gene Ontology annotation, cellular component: plasma membrane.